Messenger RNA from Oppiella nova, 888 nucleotides. NCBI's taxonomy places the organism in Eukaryota, Metazoa, Arthropoda, Arachnida, Sarcoptiformes, Oppiidae. The record is from the annotation of a GenBank genome assembly.
UACGAAAUACAGUUAGCCUCGCAAUUAGUGGACCCGUCACAAAUUGAUGUCACGUUUGAUGACAUAGCUGGCCUAGAUCAUAUCGUCGACUCAAUUAAGUCAAAUAUUAUUUUGCCUUUAAAACCCAUUAUAAAUCGUCAUCUAAGAAACAAAUCCCAAUAUUAUCAAGCUCCGAAAGGUGUUUUAUUAUAUGGACCGCCAGGGUGUGGUAAAACUAUGCUGGCAAAGGCUACUGCCAAGAUGGCUAACUCAAGGUUUAUCAAUUUGGAAAUUCCCACGAUGACCGAUAAACUAUACGGUGAAUCACAAAAAUUGGCCACGGCGGUAUUUACAUUGGCACAAAAAUUGCAACCAUGCAUCAUAUUCAUAGAUGAAAUUGAUACAUUUUUGCGAUCACGAGGUAAUAAUGAGCACGAAGCUACAGCCAUGAUCAAGGCACAAUUCAUGAUCUUGUGGGACGGCCUAAAGUCAAACAAAAACAAUUCAGGAAUAAUUGUCAUUGGUGCUACAAAUAGACCACAGGACGUUGACCUGGCUAUUAUCCGGCGAAUGCCCAUGAGGUUUGAGGUACCAUCGCCAAAUGAAAAUCAGAGGUUGGCCAUUUUGAAAAAAUUGAUCAAGGAUGAAGAUAUCGAUAAAAGUGUUGACUUACAAUAUGUUGCAAAGAACACUGAUACAUUUUCAGCAAGUGACCUUAAAGAAUUGUGUCGCUACGCUAUUUAUACGCCAGUGCGUGAAAAAAGCGACAUGCUCAUUGAGUUAUCCGAAUCAGAAUUAAACGAGCAACUUAUUAAAACUAGCAUUUCACAAAUGAGAAAGGUGAAAUUCAAAGAUUUUGAUGAUGCAAUUGAGCUGAUGAAAGAGGGCAAAAAGUUCCUCGAGUCAAAG